Messenger RNA from Nannizzia gypsea CBS 118893, 738 nucleotides. RefSeq names its product N-terminal acetyltransferase A complex catalytic subunit ard1. Gene Ontology annotation, cellular component: NatA complex. Gene Ontology annotation, molecular function: protein N-terminal-serine acetyltransferase activity; protein-N-terminal-glutamate acetyltransferase activity. The record is from RefSeq and is a predicted model, not a curated record. Lineage: Eukaryota; Fungi; Ascomycota; Eurotiomycetes; Onygenales; Arthrodermataceae. The coding region runs from base 1 to 738 and encodes 245 amino acids. The transcript has 2 exons. Gene Ontology annotation, biological process: N-terminal peptidyl-glutamic acid acetylation.
AUGGUGGACAUCGUCCCGCUCUGCUCAUACCCGUCCUACAUCUCGCUGCUGCCCGCGGUGCAGACCUGCAACAUCACCAACCUCCCCGAGAACUACUUCCUCAAGUACUAUCUCUACCAUGCCCUCUCGUGGCCGCAGCUGAGCUUCGUCGCCGUCGUCCGAGACCGCUCCAGCAAGUCCAAGGAUCCCUUCGCGCCCGCCGCAAACCCCAAGGUCGUCGGAUAUGUGCUGGCGAAGAUGGAGGAAGAGCCCUCGGACGGGCUGCCACACGGCCAUAUUACAAGCUUAAGCGUCAUGAGGACACACAGACGGCUGGGCAUCGCUGAGCGUCUGAUGCGCAUGAGUCAACGAGCAAUGGCAGAGUCUCACAAAGCGCACUACGUCUCCCUCCACGUCCGCGUCUCCAACACAGCUGCUCUCCGCCUCUAUCGUGACACGCUAGGCUUUGAAGUCGAGAAGAUCGAGCCCAAAUACUAUGCUGACGGAGAGAACGCAUACGCCAUGAAGAUGGACCUGACCGGCCUUUGGUUAAAGGACGACGAGGGAUUCAGCGUCGGUCUCGAUGGCAAGUCAGUCAAGAAUACGGAUGAAGAUGUCGACGAGGGCGACGAAGUGGGUGACGUGGGCAAGGCUGGUGACGAGGCCGACAACGAAGAGAAGAAGAUCAGAGUCAAGGUCGGCCGAAGCUUGGGCGUAGGUGACCUCGUGGAGCGGAACGAGAGUCGAGCGCAGGCUUAA